AUGAAGCUUCAAGAAGACGGAAUUGUCACACCGGCUCUCUUCGCUCUCCUCGUUGGCUAUCCCGAAUCAGUCGCCGAACCAGCGACCAAACCGACCCCCGAACCUGCUCCCGAACUUCCCACAAAGCCUUCAACCAAGCCCUCCUCCUCAGCACCCUCCGCAGAGUCAGCGUCCCCCCGCGCCCCUCCUGCCACCCGGGAGAAGCGAGAGAUAGAGAGAUACGCUAGGAGUGAUCUAGAGAUGGGGCAGAGGCGGGUGUUUCUGCUAGGGGAGAAUCGCUGGGAGGACCCGAACACAUUGAUUGGUCGAGGCAGGGAGGAGGAGGAGGGGAAGGAGGAGGGCGGGGAGGAGGGGGAGGAGGAGAAGGGGGACGUGGAGGGGAAGGGGAAGGGGAGAGGAGGGAGGGAUUUGGUGGAUGUUAAGGGGAAGGGGAAGGGGAAGAAGGGGAAGAAGGGUGGAGAAGGGGGGUUGAAGCCUGUUGUUGUCUCGUGCUAUCAGUGCAGAGGGGAAGGCAACGUGGUUUGCAUGGGUACGUCGAAUUGGUUGAAGCCUGUUGUUGUCUCGUGCUUGGGGGAAGGCAGAGGGGAAGGCAGCGUUGUUUGCAAGGGUGACCCCACCCACAUCAAUAAUUCUCACCCACCUUCCUUCCCUCCGUGCCACCUUCUCCUCCCUUGCGCUCCCUGGUCGCUUCCCAUUGCAGAGUGUGAGGGCACUGGGGAUUUUAACAUCGAGGAACAGUGUGAGGGCACGGGGGAUCUCAACAUCGAAGAACAGUUUCUCGAUUGGGUGGAGGAAGGUGCUUGUUGCCUCUAUUGCAACGGUACUGGGGCCAUUACAUUGGAUUCUUCUGGUUACGCUUACCCCAUUCUCAAAAUCGCCUUCAUUAUAGUCACACUGGCCCUGCUGUGCAUGUUCGGCACACGUGAGUACUACGAGGUGCAAGAGCAAAUCAAAGAGUUUUACGACGAAAUCGAAAAGGCGCCGUGUAACAACACCGCAAUCCUGUACAUCUCCCGAUCGAAAUAUUUCUUCUGCCCGAUAGACCCCUCGGCUUCCGCGGAGGCAGCUGCAAAAAGGACGGAAGCGGGACUUGCGGCGGCAAGGGCGGCAAAUCAGCCUUCGAAAAGCAGCGACACGGCAGCUGUCGACGAGGAGAUUGAAGAGCACGAGCCGCCACGCGACGGAUGCGAAGAAGCGUGGGAGUGGUUCACCGACAGCAGCGGUGGUAGCGACGGUGGCGGAAACAUCGGCGGGGAUGACGGAAUUAACGGUGACGAGUCGGCUCCGCGUGGAAGAAAGCUCCUACAAUCCCGGAGACGCGCGAAAAGGUCGCCAGUGGAUUACGAGGCAAAUGACCCCAGCGGCGUUGACUUUGACGACCAGAAUCCGUCCACAUACCCGCCCACGUGGACGCGCGCUUCGGGAAUUCCGCGGCGCGAGCGCGGGAAGAACUGCAAGUCGGAGUGGGUUACGUACUCCACCUUUUCCGCCGUGGGACUUAAUCGCCUCGCUGACGUCACCAGCAUGAUUGACCUGCCGCUCGCAGUUGUCGGGUUGCAUCAACCGUGGAACGGAUUCCGUCCCCGUCUGGUAGCCGUGCUCGAGUACGUCCAAAGCUUGCCGCCCGACCGCAUCGUCAUCGCGACAGACGCGCUGGAUGUAACGCCCGUGCCGUCCUGUACCGCGGACCGUAUCAUCUCGGCGUUUCUGAGUUUCAACGCGCCGAUCGUUUUCGGGGCAGAGCCGUACUGUUUCCCGGAUAGAGUCGAGGAUAAGUACCCGCCGCUCCCGCCGGAAGCGGCGGCGGUAAACACGCAGUUUAAGUACCUCAACGCAGGGACGUAUGUAGGAUACGCAUGGGCGGUCACUGUGGCGCUUAAAGCCGCUUUAGCGAACCCCGUUAAUUGGUUUGACGAUCAGCGGGAGUACACUCGGUUGUUCCUAAACCAAACGCAGCUGCUGCCGUUCAUAUCCAAAUGGGAGUACGAGCAGCAGAUCAGUUUGCGGCGGCGUCUGCGGCGCGAAUGGCGGUUCGAAGAUAAAAUCUGGAAGUGGCGGCGCGUGGUGAAGACUAUGGAGGCGCGACUCGCGGCGCGGCCCGUGAUCGUUCUAGAUCACAUGAACGGCUUGGUUCAGAACCUUCUAGGGACCAACGAUGAGGAUUACGAGGUCGUUGACUUGAGGGAUAUUCAACGGCUGCAGCAGCAAGAAGGGGAGGAGAGGAACGGCCUUGCCAGUACCAGCGGCGGCGGCAGCAGGCAAGCGCAGCCCUUUCCCCCGAUUCUUCCCCGUUCGCCCCUCCCCGCGUGGCCAUCCGCGCUGCACCUGGGGCUGCGCAACAGACACACGGGGGGUUUCCCGUGCCUUUUGCACGAGCAAGGGGAGAAAUUUAACAACACGCUGCCCGUGCUACAGCUGCUGGUGCGGCUACAGAUUGACGAGGCGCGGGCAGCCAAGGGGUACAUUCCGUGGUGGCGUGUUGGGUGGCUGCACAGAGUGGGCAAGUAUAAGACAUGA
This is a messenger RNA of Closterium sp. NIES-65, 2517 nucleotides long. The record is from the annotation of a GenBank genome assembly. NCBI's taxonomy places the organism in Eukaryota, Viridiplantae, Streptophyta, Zygnematophyceae, Desmidiales, Closteriaceae.